This is a messenger RNA of Aspergillus calidoustus, 1740 nucleotides long. Lineage: Eukaryota; Fungi; Ascomycota; Eurotiomycetes; Eurotiales; Aspergillaceae. The record is from the annotation of a GenBank genome assembly.
AUGUCCGAUGAUUCCUCGCAUGUAAUUAAACACAUGGGACGAUUGGUUCACGACGUCACCGGCGUUAGUCGCUUUGCAGGCUCAACAACCGGCGUUCAUUUCAUUCUGAGCGUUGAGGAUUCAUGCAAGCAGGCGUUGUAUCUGACCGAGAGCUUCCCCGAUAGCUGCUACAGUCUUUACCUAGCAGGAUCAGCCAUAGGAGCCAACAAAGCCACAAGUUCCGCUACCCCAGACGGCUAUCAUCAGAUUUGGAAUUUAUCGAGCCCUGAAAUUCUUGAACUUUUGGGCCACCCACUUGACUUUUACGUGGCCCAGAUUGACGAGUUCCUUGGAUGCUGGGAGGCAUUUUGCCCAGUUUUGGCACGGAAAGAAACGGUCGAUGCCGUUUGCAAGAUGCUGGAAGGGAUACAGGACCGUGCUAUGGCGGACGGUGUUGAUAAUAGCACACUCUGCGUUUUGUUCUCUAUAAUGAGCAUUAACAACCUUGGGCGGCCAAUUUCCCAUCCAGUCCGUGAUCAAAUAGGACGACUGGUCAGCUCUAACUCAAUCUUCGACAGCUUACAGUCCCGCCUCGUCGCUCGUGGGGAUCUUUAUAGUUUACAAGGGCUUGUUCUACUUUCCUUCUACUACCAGCUCACCGGCCAGUCGCUUGGCCUGAUCAAAGUCAACGGGUCAAUGGUUCGAAUUGCCCAGUCACUUGGUCUUCAUCGACAUGCUCGACGGUUUCGAAUGAACGUCGGGGAGAUUGAACUGCGCAAGCGACUGUGGUGGUGGGUUUACAUAUUUGACCGGGUCACGGCAAUAGUGCAUGGCCUUCCGCCUCUGAUUAGCGAUGAUGAUGUCGACAACGAACUUCCGACAGACUGCCAUAUCGAUGACUUCACGGCGACGGAGAUUUACCAUCCACUUCCAGGCCAGACGACCCCUGUGUCGUUCUUCAACCAUUAUGCUACCCUCAGCAAGAAAAUGUCCUCCAUUCUGGAUCUUCUAUAUACUACAACCCGGCGUCGUCAGGGCGUUGCCAAGAUUGAGCGGCUUGACAGGGAUAUUAGGGUGUGGAGCCAGAACCUCGGCUUGGACGACGCUCCAGAACCAGACUCACAUUCACACCCAACGACCAGCGGCUGCGGCGCCCUGCUAUUCUAUCUGCGGCUCUUGUCUCGGUUUUGUAUCUUACUGAUUCAUCGGCCCGGGCUCACUUUCGACGACAGCACUUCAGAAUUCGCCGAUUGUCUCGGCGCAUGUGUCAGAGCAAGUACUGAUCUUAUACAUCUUUUAGGGUUGCCGGACCUCGGGCACUCUUUCCUCUCAUGCCGCCCCAUAGGACCGGGCGUGGUCUUUCAGUGUGCACUUAUGCAUAUCUUCUAUCACUGCAAGUCGAAAACCCUCAACCUUUUGAGUUUUUCCACGCUCCAAGAAUCAACCGACUUGAUAUUGCACGUCAUUACCGUACUAGAAAAGUGUCGCCCAGAUCCCCGCACAGCGCCUUCGGGCGACUCUUCUUACGAUGACCGCCAAACUCGAUCCAUUGAUUCCGCCAUUGCCGUCUUGAGAAAUUUGACACUGCUGCUACAGCACGGCAGCUCCGGAUUUACCUCUUCGCCGACCGGACCGCUACUGCCUAAUAUACCAUAUAGUUUGCCUUCGAGUUCACUGUAUGAUCUGAAUUAUAUGACGGCGAUGGAUUGGGCUCAGGACAUUUCGGACACCUUCGGUCAUUUGCCUGAUUUAGGUGGUUGA